AAAUGCGAUUCCACCUGUUAGUCUGUGUACUUCUUGUUCCUGUAUUCAGCUUUGAUUGUACUCAACCAAAGGAUAGUGGUAAUGUAUGUAGUGGAAGCCAAGCAGAAAGAUCUUUUUAUUUUGAUACCAGAAUGAAAGUAUGUCAACCAUUCCUGUAUUCUGGUUGUGGUGGAAAUGAAAAUAGGUUUUCAACAUCGAAAGAAUGUAGAGAUGCCUGUCAAAAUAAGAAAUCAUCUUCAACAACCGAAUCUCCAGAUACUAUAUCUGAUGAUUCCGCUGAUCAAUCCGGCUCACCAAACUCUCCACCAUUUGUACCACAAGGAGAUGGGCACGAUCAAUGGAGAAAAGCAGAUAUUUGUGGUUCAAACUAUUUGAUUCCAAAUGGAAAAUAUAUCACUUGCUCUCCAAAUCAAGCUUGCCCAAAAUUCCAUUCAUGUGUUAACGGAGCAUGUUGCCCUUCAAAAGACUACGUUUGCUCUUUAAGAGAUGAUAAUGGAAGUUUUAUGGACGGAGUUGAAGAUCGUCCAAGAUUCUCAUGGAAUAAUGAUGUUCAUAGUUGUACUAGAUGGAGUUAUUAUGGAGCAAAUGGAAAUUAUAAUAAUUUCCCAAAUUUUCAGUCUUGUAUGAAAUUUUGUCAAGAUUCUAAGAAAAUUGAUUUGUAAUCAGAUUUUUAUGUCGAUGUUUAUAGCUUUCCGAAUUAUCAAUGCUUAGCUUGACUUGUCACCAUUAUCAGUUAUCAAUUCAAUUGUAUCAGUUCUAUAUGAAAAUCUCAUCAUUCGAGAAACGAAAACCUGAUAAUAUUAUCAUGUUGAGAUGUAUUUUAUCUUUUGUAUCCGUUCAUCUUCUGUUAGCUUUAAAACUGUAUUGUCGAAUGAAUGAAAAAUCGGGUGAUUGAUUUGAUCUGU
Caenorhabditis elegans is the source of this 905-nucleotide messenger RNA. RefSeq names its product BPTI/Kunitz inhibitor domain-containing protein (gene tag-290). The record is from RefSeq and is marked reviewed. Gene Ontology annotation, molecular function: endopeptidase inhibitor activity; serine-type endopeptidase inhibitor activity. The coding region runs from base 3 to 662 and encodes 219 amino acids. Lineage: Eukaryota; Metazoa; Nematoda; Chromadorea; Rhabditida; Rhabditidae. The transcript has 2 exons.